CUCGCCUCGUGUUUGCAGACUAUCUCACUUCCUCCCUCCCUCCCUAUCCCUCUCUCUGCAAAGCAUACUCUCAAUUGUAUACCUCAGUGCUUUGCCAUCUACGUUCACCCUCAUCAUACCUUCAUACUUGACUAGUGAUCCGACGUGACCUUAAUAGCGCGGACCUGACUGCACCGGUUUCGUUCCAAUUCAUUACUGUGGUGGUUUUUUGUAUAUCAUGUCUGCUUCAGCUAUGGCUCCGGGUGGGCAGCGGAAUAAAGGGCCUUAUUUUCUACAUAUCGAAGGACUUCCCAAACGCUUCACAUGGCAGGAUCUCAAAGACCUGAUCCGACAACAAGCUGCUCAUGGCGUAUGGACCGAAAUGGCCGUCUACGCGAACGGGUCGGCAGCUGGCACAGGUCAUGCCAGAGUGCAAAGAACAGAUGAAGCUAUUCGACUUUACAAGUACCUGACUGAAGGUCGCCAUGAGGGUAGGCAACUCAAAGUACAUCUCUGGGACAUCACCGCCAUGCCUGCACAGUUCAAAGCAUGCAACUGCGAGGCCGGUUCGCCGACUCAUCCCCCAAACAUUAGCUCGCAAGGCACCCGCUUCUUCCAGAUGGCAAUGGCGUCUGAUUGGCAAAGAGUGAUGCCUCCAUCGCCCAUGGCCGAUCCUCGAGCAUAUCCAAUUCCACCAAUGAGCAACUAUCCCUCGUCUCAGGUGGUCAACGCAAUGCCGGCUCCCAUGCAACCACUUCCGCAACAGCAACCAACCCAGGAGCAGAUUAUUGCUGCGAUGUCCGCAAUGGGCCUGAAUCCAAGGGACCCCGUUCACAUCGGCCAAUUUCGGCAAGGAUACCUCAGGCAACAACAACAGCAAAUGGUACCAAUGAACACACGACCUUCCGUCUACACAGGCAAUGCCGCAGGCCUACCAGUAAAUGUCCGGCAAGGCACCAUUCGGACAGAAGCACGAGGAGUCUUCGUAUCCGGUCUGAACUACCGAGCCAGUGAAAAAGACAUCAAAGCACACUUCUGCGAAGCGGGCCAAAUCGUCAAAGUGGCAGAUCUCCGCAUGGAUGCAUCGACCAAAAAGUCCAAAGGCAACUGUACCAUUCAGUACACAUCAGCAGCCGAGGCUCAAAAAGCCAUUGAGCUCUUCCACAAGAAGGUAUUCAUGAGCAUGCGGCUCAAUGUCAGGGAAGAUAAGAGCCGAGUGGCGAUUGACGCCCCGCCGACGAGCACUGCAAACAGCCCGCCAUCGAGAUCUUUAGCGGGUCCAAUCAUCGUCAAUGGAAGUCAGGUUCGUUGCUAAACAGUUAAUCUCAAUCCCGAUCUCGGUUAUCGACAGCUACUGAGAAUAAAAGCGAUAGAUUCGUAAAGAUAGCGCGGUGGCUUUUGCUUGAUAAACCCUUAUGGACGAUGAUGGUGUCUGGCGUCAACUUGAAACUGGGGGUGGAGGGGGUCCAUGCAAUUUUCGAUGCGGCGAAUGAUCAUUUUUAUGGGUCGUUUGGUCGUUUGCAAUACUUGGGUAAUGAGGUACGUAAAAGGGAUCUAUCUACCUAGGUAUUUUUAUGUUUCAAAGCAUGAAAGAAGAAGAAAACAGAAUAGUGCAAAAUAAACCAGUGAAAACCAUGAAAUUUUCUUCUUGGGUUUUCAGUCUCUAUCAAAUUG
This is a messenger RNA of Sphaerulina musiva SO2202, 1653 nucleotides long. RefSeq lists its product as uncharacterized. Lineage: Eukaryota; Fungi; Ascomycota; Dothideomycetes; Mycosphaerellales; Mycosphaerellaceae. Gene Ontology annotation, molecular function: mRNA binding. Bases 218 to 1294 code for a protein of 358 amino acids. Gene Ontology annotation, cellular component: nucleus; cytoplasm. The record is from RefSeq and is a predicted model, not a curated record. The transcript is spliced from 3 exons.